Messenger RNA from Funneliformis caledonium, 351 nucleotides. NCBI's taxonomy places the organism in Eukaryota, Fungi, Glomeromycota, Glomeromycetes, Glomerales, Glomeraceae. The record is from the annotation of a GenBank genome assembly.
AUGUCAGGAUUCGACAUACAAGGACAUACCAGAUUGUCCUUUCUGGAUUUGGAUGCCCAGGAGAUGAGGGUAUAUGCAAUUAUCAUUGCAAAAACAAGGUCCAAGACGGAGGAAAAAUUCCCUGCUGUGGACGAUGUGGAGGUUUCUUUAAAACAACUUGUCAAUGCGUUUACGGUUGCAAGAAUUGCUGAAAAAGUAGAAAUGGGAGUCAAAAGAAUGAAUUUAUUAAAACACAUUCACGUGACAUAUCGAAUUUUAUUAACACAUAUCGAAGAUGGUAAACUCAAUUCGGAACAUCGAUAUUGUCCACUAUAUCGAGACACUCGUAAAUGCGUUGCACAAAUACCUUAA